Ruditapes philippinarum (Manila clam) is the source of this 6477-nucleotide messenger RNA. RefSeq lists its product as uncharacterized. The transcript has 14 exons. Lineage: Eukaryota; Metazoa; Mollusca; Bivalvia; Venerida; Veneridae. The coding region runs from base 157 to 1599 and encodes 480 amino acids. The record is from RefSeq and is a predicted model, not a curated record.
UAACCUUUGGAAGUCCAAACACAUUGGAGAGUAAUUCUCACGAAUACAAAAAAUUACGUGCACAUUCUGAUUCAGGAUCUGCAAGAUAACAAAAUUUAUUAAGAACGGAUAAUUAUCCGUGUAAAUAAUUUUUGACAGAUAAAUGCAUGACAAGUGAUGCUUCUGUCAAGUACCAGGUGUUCUAAUAGAAAACUUAGACGAACUUUAAGCAGAUUGUGUAACACCUGUCUUUCAUUCCUGAUGCAACAGUCUGCGAGAAAUUGCACAAAUGCCCGGCGAUGGAUAGCUGUGGCCGUUCUAUUCUCACUGUGCAUGGUUACAUUCUUCCUGUUGGGCACCAUGCGUCUUCCUCCACACCUCAACCCAGACACAAGCAAAUGGUUACCAUAUAAAUCACAGCCAGUCAAGGACAAGUUAUGGUUUGAGCAUUCAUGUUUGAAGACUGGUACACCAGAUGUAUUUGAAGAUCUAGAGGUCAUGAUGACUGAGUGGAGGAAGUCCAAAGAUAAAGAGUGCAGGAAGCUGUUUUUCACAUUUCUGAAGUUAUUCAGGCUAACAUUCCAGGAGGCAGAAAUAGUUAUCCCAGAUGCUUUCUCUUCAAAAGUUAGAAAAUGGCUUGGAAAUAAGGAAGAAUUAUUUGCUGAGGCAAAAAAGCAGAAAAUCAUAUCCGUGUAUAAUAGAUAUACACGUGAACAGAAUGUGUAUAACCCUAUCAGGAGUAAACGUCCUAUGUCUAUACCUAAAAUUCCUGAACGACAAUACAUCGACCAGAUUGCUAGAGAGACAAAAGACAGCUGUGAUUUCUGUAAAUAUAAAGACUCCACUGCCCAGGAUGUGUUUGGACGUAUUGACAAUAAAUAUUCUUACAGUGCCUCGAAUACGUUUAAGCUUGACCGAUGGCAUGCACUGUUUAUGUUAAAAUCCCAUCAUCCACAUAACUGGACACAAGAACAAUUCUUAGAUCUAAUGCUUACCAGCCAGCAGUGGUUUGACAAAGUGUAUAAAAUAGACAGUUCCUAUAAAUACCCAUCAUUGAUAUGGGACCUUCUACCUCAUGCAGGGGCUAGUCAAGUUCAUCCUCAUAUUCAUGGUUUCCUUGAUAAAGAUGCAUACCAAGGUGUGAUGGAGUUAUGGAAGAAGGCCGCAUUAGAUUACAAUACUGAAGUUCCGGAUCAUAAUUACUUCACAGAUAUUAUAGAGAUGCAUUCUAUAUUAGGUCUUACUGUAAACUAUGGCAAAGCUGUUGCCUUCGCUAAUUUGGUACCAAAGCGUGAUAAUGAGAUUGUAAUAGUCAGUGAGAAGGCAGACAGGGAUUUUUACCUACUCUGGUAUUAUGUGAUGAGAGGUUUCUUGGAUGACAUGGGUGAUGGUAGUUUAUGUUUUAGUUCUGGCAUAGCUCUUCCAAGUAUGACUGGUGUCACUGGUAGUAAUUCACUUCCUGCUUAUGUACGUAUACUUACACGAGGGCCAGUAGCCGAUAUACGUGCUGAUGUCAGCUCCUUAGAAUUAUUUGCGGCAUCCAAUGCGAACACUGACCCGUAUAGGAUUAUAAAAGUUAUGCAAAGAUCAGUGAAAAACAGAGGUGCUAGAACAAGAUAGUGUUAUCAUUAUAGUGAAAAAUUUGUCAAAUGUCAUACAGAAAAACUUGUCAUCUGUUCUUGUGAAAAAACUGUCAUCUGUGAUUUAACAACGGCCAAUGAGAUUUAGUGUAGAACAAUGUACAAAGUGCGUUUCUUGUGUAAUUGACUUGAUUUUUCCAAAGUUUUAAGCUGACCUCACCCUUUCAUUCAUAUCAUGUCUUCAUUCUUAUAGAAUAAUAUUACUCAUAUUUAUUUGCUAUUCCGUGCCAUUCUAGUCAGUGAAUUUUUUAACUUUCUUUUUGCAUAAAAUUAGGGUUGAAAUUAGCCUUUUCCUAAUAGACAGUAUUGUUUGAAUUUCCCAAUUUUAUCCCAAUUAUUUCCCCAAAAAAUCCUAAAGAUUUUUCCUAGUAUGCUCAAAUGUGGUUUUGUAUGAAAAACAUCACUAAUAAAGUAUGUAUCAUCAUCUGAAAAAAGUGAGUGUUUGAAAAAGUUGUUUAAGUUUUCUUGUAUCUUUUAUCAUGUAAAAACAUGUAUGGUUUGUUGCAAAAUAAUGAAAAGAAAAAAAAUCACUGAUUUUAGUGUAAGAUUUUAGUUUAAGAACAUGUGAUAAUCAUUUGUAUGCUGUGCUUAUUUUGUUUUAACCCUUAACCUGUCAAAUUUCUUAAAUGGACUCAUCCAGCGUCCAAUAUUUGGAACUGUCCAUUAUCAGUUUUGGUGAUGUCGGGUUGAAAAAUGGUUAGCUAACAAUAUAGAGCCUGUUCAGAUUGCUCAUAAAUUUUGGACUGGAGAUAUCAAGAUAAAAAAUAUGCCUUUGGUCACCGAUCAAUUGUUGGAGAUAUCAAGAUAAAAAUAUGCAGUUGGUCAGCCAUCAAUUGUUGGAGAUAUCAAGAUAAAAAUAUGCAGUUGGUCUGCCAGUUUUGGUGAUGUCAGGAUGAAAAAUGGUAGCUAACCCUUUAACCUGGCUCUAUACUGGUGGCAAAGGCGUAUUACUUUUUGGUCCAGCAGGUUAAGGGUUAACUGAAGACUGAAUGUUAUGUAUUUAAGCUUAAUAUUUGUUUUUGUUCCAGUUUUCUGUUUUUGUAUUGUCCAAUUUAUAGAAGUGUCAGUUAAGUAAUGAAAACAUUUUAAUAUCUUGCAUGACCCCCUCUCUGAUAGUCCAGAAAUCUGUGAUCUAAUAACUUGAAACAUUCUAAAAAUAUUCAAUGGAGAAUUCCUGGACAGCUAUGUAAACAUAAUAAAUGAAAAUUGCAGACACAGUCUGUCUGACCGUGUUUAUUCAUUAGAGACAAUAAAAAUUCUAUCAUCACCUACAUCUCUUAGAAAUGGCUUUUUAUGCAGUAUGCAAUCUUCAGUUCUGCUAGUUUUAGAAAAGGACCAGAAAAAAGUGCAAUGGUACUUAGAUUAGGUACUUAGUUACUUUUUAAUAUUGCCACAUACUGGUAGCAUUUGACUCUUGCUUUAGUGACUUUUGCCAAGAUUCGAGUUUGGAACAGUCCAUUUAAGUUUAAGGGAGGUCAGUAUCAAAAUAAGAAAAAUUGGGCUUCUAACACAUUAGAGACUGGUUUAGACUGCAUGGAAGUACAGGCUGGCCUGCUCUAUACUGAUGGCAAAAGCUGAUCAUUUGUGGUUCCAGAAGGUUAUUGGUUCACAAAUACAAAUUAUCAUACUUGUAACUUGUAGUGAUUGAUAUAAAGAUCUCAUAGUUUGGAGGAGAUACCAGUAUUAUACUAGUCCACAGCUCCAUGUGGAGUCAUUUACAGAAUAACUUAUAUGGUAUAAAGCUUUAUAAUGGCCUUAGGGGUGUCAUGUUUAUCCAUUUAAAUGGGUUGGGUCAGUUUUUAACCAAAAUUAAAAACCAGUUAGAAAGUUGAAUAACCAGAAACCAAGGUUAGUAUAUAUAUGACCAAUAGCUGAAGCAACUUUAGAUUGGGUUUUACCAUUACUUUUGUUUCUUUAUGACAAGAUAUAACAUUCUGUUGAAUUUCAAAUGUAUUUUUUCCAAUUGCUUGCUAUUGUACCAUUUACUGUACAGAACGAUCCUAAAGGACAACAGUUUCUUCAUAAACAGAUAUGUUUUGUCAUAGUUGUCGAGUAUAACAAAAUACGGACAAAAUGUGUUGUCUUAUAAUAAAAAACCAAUUGAAAUAUAAGAAUUAUUUUGGUAAUUGCUUGUUUAAACACGGAUAUUAAGUUGCCGUUUAAACGGUAAACAUUUUCUUGACCGUGGCAUCCCUUAAAUUGGACUAUAUGUACAUGUAAUUGAUAGAGUGUUUGUAUCUUAAUCUAAAAAAAAAAAAUCUUGCCAUGUACCUGAAAUGGAAGACUGAUGUUUGUAAAUUUCUGAGAAAGCAAAUGGCACAUGCACAUAAUCAUUGUUAAAUGAACUAAAAAUGACUGAAAUAUUUUGUUAGGGAAUAUUUUGUAUGGUUUUCUUAUACUUUUGAUGUGCGUUCAAUGAAUAUUUCAUUUGGUUUCCGUACGUUAAAUGAACAUUAAAUAUAACUUUAGACCCUUUAAUAUUUAUUUUGAAGUUUGUGGUGUGUGUGUGUGUGUGUGUGUGUGUGUGUGUGUGUACACUUUUUGAACAUAUUAUUGCAUAUUUUAAUUUAAUUAUCAUCUCAAGUAUUUGUUAUCAUAUCAUCACCAUCCUUUUAUUGUAAAUGCUAAAUUUUGUUGAUUUUAAGCUCACCUGAGCUUUAAGGAUUGAUAGUUAAAGGCACAUUAUGCCUCUGAAACAAAUAAUUUUUUCUUUCUUUAUAAAGGGCAAAUAUGAAAUUUAUAAUUUUAAAAUGAUGGUUUUAAAGCAUGUUACAUGAAAGAAGUGCCAGAUAUAAAUGCUUUUUGCUGUUUAAGUAAUAAAUGUAAACAAAGUAUUAUUUUGACCUCCCUUAAUAUAUAGAAAAUCUAAAUUUUUCUAAAAACUUAAUUAAUUGCUAAAAGGCAACAGAAGCAAAAUAUGAUUCAGGAUAAACCAUACAUGUAUCUGGCAAGGUGUAACAGGUGAGCUAUAUAGGGGCAUCCUUGCACUCUUGUUUAUGAUCAAAAAGCCUGACAGUAUUAUUUUAUGGACAAAAAGGAGAUAUGGCAUUUUAUUGAAGGAAAAGCGCUUUUUAUUUCCUCCCUUUAUUUAUUAUUUGAUACAUGUUUGUAUUAUAUAAUGCAGUUCAUUCAGGCUAUCCCUCUUGCUGUUCAACAUGUCUGUAUAUAGAGAAUACCUGUAUGCUAGUGUUUGAUAUUACAAAAUUUAACAGGCAAGGCUAUGAUAUCAGACACUUGCUUGGUAUUCUAUUUAUCAUGUUUUCAAUUAAAUACAUGUAUGAGUUCCUUCUUUUAUUUUAACUUCAAAUGAAACAAAAACCUGUCAAGAACUUCCGCGAACAGUAAUACGCUUAGGGUCAUAUCAAUAAGAAAUAGUCCUGAAUGUUUUUAGUCAAAUGUAAGAGAGACUUAAAUGUUUAAGUGCCAAUUUGAUUUAAAGUUUAUCUAUCAGCUUAAUGUUUAAGUGCCAAUUUGAUUAAAAGUUUAUCAGCUUCAUAUUUUCAAACUAGUUAGAGGUAAGAAUAUUCCAUUCUCUUUAUUUUAGUUUGUAUUGAUGAGGUGUCUGAUAAAGCUACAGGAUGACUGAUAUAGCUAAAGUUAUCAGGCAUGCACUUUAUCAGCAGAAAUCAAUGGAAUAACAUGAUAAAUUUCAAUAUCUCAUUGCAGAUAUUUUCACUGCUAAAAUAUUUAAAUAAGAUAUGUAUAUUUGUCAUAAAAAUGCAGGAUACCUCUAAAUAUGUAAAAUAAAGGCUCAAUAAAUUAAACUUUAGACAAUGGCAAUGGUCUUUUUAUACUAUGAUAAAACAUACAAAUAUGAUAAAACAUACAAAUAUGAUAAAACAUACAAAUUUCAUUACCAAAACAUACAAAUUUCAUUAACAAAGGUCUCUGUUAUAGAUUACAUAAUUUGCUUUUUUAUUAUUGAUUAUCUCAAUGUUGUUUGUAAAGUUUGUUCUUUAAUCAAACCAGCAUCUGACUAAACUACAUGCAAUAAGUAUAUAUAUUGUUCAUGCAAGAUUUUCUUAAGAAAUUCACAAACUCUUAAAUGUCCAUUUUGAUGCUAUGAAAAAAGUGUGACCAUUUAUGCAUUCAAUGUUUUAUCCAAAAUGAUUGUUGUCAUCAGUUACUGUUGUUUUUAUAGAAUAUUCAAUUGUUUGACCUUGGCCUACCAUUUUGUGUUUUUGUAUUUGUAAUUCAAUCUUCAGCCCUAAGAUUACUUUUUGGGGGGACAAAGUUAUGUCCCUUUUAUUUUCAAACAUUUGUGCACGCAAAAAAUCUACCUUUGGGCAUUUGCAAAACUUUUGUGACGCAAAUAUAUCCAUUUGUACAGUACUACUUUACAUGUCAUCUUUCUAUCAACAUAAAGAUUUCUUCUAUUGAUUUUGGGGUAUUUGUUCAAAGGUCAAGGUCGCUUUGACCUUUGCCACAAAAUACCUUGUCAAACAUAUAACAGGACAACACUUUGGCUUAGAAUUGUUAAAUCUGUUGCGGAGUUUGUUUAUUACUAGUGUAGAUGACCUCAUACGAUUUUGAGUUUAGUUAAUCAAAGGUCAAGGUCAGUGUGGCCUUGACUGCAAAAAGCAUGUCCCACCAAUAAUGAUGCAUUGACCUACAGUCGGAGAUUGAUUAUGACAAGUACAUGACCUGUGUUCAUAAAGUCUGACAUUCAUUUCAGAGAAGGAAGAUUUGAGAUAAGAAAGGGUAUCUAAAGUUUCUUUAAAAUUGUCAUUUAUAAAUUUCAAAACCAUAAUUAAUGUGGUGUUAAAUGUUGUUAGUUUAUAGUUCCUGUAUGUAUUUAUUUAUAUUGUACAAUUUUCUACAUGCUUUUACGUGUACAUUGUAUUUAACUGUUAGUGGU